GUGUCUUUGAAUAUGUACUCAGCUAAGGAACAGAAAUCUGCGAAUGUACCAUUAAUGAAGAAGCCUCAGGAGACGCAUAAGGUUUCUUUUCUGAGUAAACUAUUCGUUGGUGGAACUUCAGGUGUAUUGGCUACAUCUAUGGUUUAUCCCCUUGAUAUAGUGAAGACUACAAUGCAGAGACAAGUGGCCGGACAGAAUAUGUUAUACAAGAACCCCUUUCAAGCUUUUAAGGGCAUCGUCGCGUUGGAUGGGGUUCGCGGUCUCUAUCGUGGGGUGGGUGCCAAUUUAAUUGGUGUAUUCCCAGUCCAAGCCUUGAAAUUGGCUGGAAAUGACUUGUUCCGUGAUUUGUUAGCAGACAAGGAUGGUAACGUAUCCUUUAUGUCUGCCAUUCUUGCUGGUGCCGGAGCUGGAACAGUUCAGGUGAUCGCGUCGAAUCCGAUGGAAAUCACCAAGAUUCGUCUGCAAAUCCAGUCUACUCUUCCGAAGGAAGAACAGAAGAACAUAGUUGGAGUUGUACGUGAAUUAGGUGUCAGGGGAUUGUACAAGGGAAGCACGAUUACUCUUAUGCGUGACAUUCCCUAUUUUAUGAUUUUCUUCCCACUGAAUCACUUUUUAGUGGAGAUGUUUACUCCUUCGAAUGGUGUUUGUGGACUCGGAGGCCUUCUCUUAGCCGGUUGUGGUGCUGGCAUGACGUCCGCGUUCUUGAUGACGCCAAUGGAUGUGAUCAAGACGCGUGUGCAGGCUGCGAAGGGAUCAUCGAUGGGAAGCUCGUUUUUGAAAAUGUUUUUGUCUACUCUGAAAUCGGAAGGCGUAACUGCCUUGUUUAAGGGAGCCUCCAUGCGUAUGGCCGUCCAAGCUCCUAUGUUUGCCAUCAUGACUACUGCUUUUGAAUUGCAAAAACGAUACAUUGCAUCUAAGUGAAGAAGGCUACAAGAGGAUUAUUUUGCGAGGUACCCAAGGUAGAUUAAAUU
Messenger RNA from Blastocystis hominis, 971 nucleotides. RefSeq lists its product as hypothetical. The record is from RefSeq and is a predicted model, not a curated record. Gene Ontology annotation, molecular function: transmembrane transporter activity. The transcript is spliced from 6 exons. NCBI's taxonomy places the organism in Eukaryota, Bigyra, Opalinata, Blastocystidae. Gene Ontology annotation, biological process: transmembrane transport. Bases 55 to 921 code for a protein of 288 amino acids.